UACGCAUGCGCACUUGCCUAUUUUGCCUUCAACCACGAAAAAUGGCGCUUAUCCGUAGGUUGCAUCGAUAGCGGUGGAAAAUAAACUGCUUAUGUGGGAAGAGUUCAGUUUCUGUGGAAUCCAUUAUGGCGAGCAAAUAUGCAGUCAAAACCUAUAGCCGAUCCUAUGGUAGGGAGACUGCUGCUAGCAAGGCCUUUGAUGAAAUAGUGACCAACAAGUCUGGAGCUCAGAACAUGCCAAUUAAAACAGCAAACACAAAAUGGGGUAAAACACAAUUCAGUAGAGUCAGAGAUGAGGAUCCUUUUCAAACCACGUGUAAGAAAGUUAAGUCAGAGGUUGAGACCGAGGAUCCAUUCUCUUUUGGAUCUGAUGAAAGUGAAACUGCAAGACAGAAAAUGGUCAAAGAAGAACCCCCUACUAGCUCACACGCCGCAGGUUUGGGACGACCAGCUAUCCCUAAUAUGAAGGUCAUCAAAUCACAUUCUUACACACCUGAAAAAAAUAAGAACGAACCAGAGGCACGAAAUCUUGAUAGUCAACCUACAUUUAAGAGACCAGUAAGGACCUAUUCUCGUGCUGCUAAAAAACAGAAUGUUGACAAUACAAAACAGUUAUCAAUAGACCAGUUUGCAAAACCAGUCUCUAAUGAUGAAGAUGAUGACAUGCCAGUACUUGAGCCGGAGGGUUCUGCCGCUGCAGAUCCAUAUGCAUCACAUUCCAGUAGUUAUGCAGUCAUUGAAUCUUCAGAUGACUCUGAGGAAAAGCCAGACCCUUACUCACAGUAUGAUGAAGACGAAGAGGAAGAAGGGGCUCCCCAUCUGUUGAAUGAGCAACGUCUCACUUAUAGCAGGCAUUCAAAGAUGGCUGCAUUUUCUGGAAUUGUUUCUAGCUCCCCUAAAACACAUCUGCUACAAUCUGAUGAUGAAGAGAAUCCAAAGGCAACUGUUCUGAACUUCCGAAGCCAUUUUAUGGACCCAGCAGUUUACAGUAGAUUUAAUUAUGUUCCACGUCCAGAGGACCCAGUAGGAAGACUUAACAACAGUAAAGUUCUUCAAAAAAGUGAAAUAAAACAUGGUAAAGGAUCAACACUUAUUGUGAUCUGCUCCCCUAAGCCACCAACGGGUGAAAGUAAGACAAAACUUUACCACCAGAAAACAGUCAGAGAGCCUUACUCACGAGAUAAUGCUGAAACAACUGCAGAUGAUUUGCAGAAUAGUGGUAAUGACUCUCAAGAACUUUGUAAGGUGGAAGAAUCUGGAACCGAUACUUCAAACUUUGAGUUUUCAGAAGAAAGUAGUGCUUCUACUCCAAGCUUGGAGGAACACACCUCUGCCACAAAUGAAAAUGACAACCCAGUUAAAAUACAGUACUCGUCCAGGAAAGGUGUUAAACGGGGACGAGAUACUUCUGACAAAUCAGUUAGGUAUAAUAAAUUCUUCAGGUCAAGAAAUUCAGCAGCAAUGAAUGAAGAAAAUGAUUCCAAGAAAAUCAGUUCUAGUCCAGAGGAGCAGCAGACAGGGCUUGAUGACAAUAAUCAGGAAAAUGACCAUGAGCAAAACACUGCUCCCAAAGAACAUCCAGUUCAUGUCAAGGCCAAUAAAAAGAAGCAGGACAUUUCAACAUCAUUUGGUUUUGAUGAAGAUGGAGAAUCCCAACCGAGUCUAGAAAGUUCAGAGAAGUCUGAAGGUGAUCCUUCAGCUCCUCAGUCCAUGGAAGUUGGUGAGGAUGCUGAGCAGACCAUGCAACAGAGUGAGGGCAGUCAGUCGGAGGAGGAAGAGAUGGACAGCUCUCAGAACACACAAGAACUCAGUCAGACAUCAGCUGAUUCGCAGGAGGCAGAACCUCCCAAACUGACCAAGGCCAAGACAGUUCGUGUCAGAGAAAAGAAAAUCUUCAAAUCCAAAAACAAAGGAGAUGUGCAAAAGAAAAUGUUGCAAAGUCCCAAAAAGUCUCCAUCGAAGGCCGUGUACAAUGUCCGUUCCUGGCAAGAAGACUUUGAUGAAGAGGAAAGGGUAACAUUUAUCAAAAAUAACAAGAAUAAGGAUGAUGCAUCUGGGCCACCCAAGCUUGUGCCAAUCCCUAAAAUGGCCCCCAAGUUUGAAGAGCCAGGAGAGCGCCCAAAUGAGCCUCCCAAGUUGUCAAGGGCAGUGCACUGGCCGGACAGGCUAGGGGAUGAAGCGUAUACCUCUGUACACGUCUCCAAAGAACACAAGGAGUUGUUCACAGUGGUAAAGAAUGUGAAGCAGGCUCACGAGUGUCAGGAAUAUGGGGAGACUCAGGAGUUCUCCGACGACGUCGAGUACCUACUGGCUGGACUCCAGGAAGGACAACCCAUGUCCACACGCUGCCUUAGCUGUACAGGACUUGCCCAGAAAUGUAUUUUACCUGCAUUCAGGAUGCAUUUGAGAGCCCAUGGUACGGUAGCCAAGAUCUUCUGUUCCCUCCAAGAUGCCUGCACUGAUCCUAGUCUCGCCCUAUGCACAGCUCUGUUGAUGUUUAUGCUAAGUCGUGAUCGUCUGAACAUGGAUCUGGAUGGAGAGAGUCUGGACCUGAUGCUCAAGUUGUUGGGUGUUGAUAACCAAGAGCAGCUCAGUGCCACUAUAACAGCCUCAGGGAAGCGUGCACUCAAUCGUAACCGUGACCGUGUCGGCGCAGUGUACGAGCAGCUACAGCAGGAGUGCGGUACUAAACUGCCAGACCUGGAGAGUAUCUCUACUGGUAACCUGGCCAUGGAGUCCCUGUUGAGCCUAACAUCAAGAAGGGCUGGUGAAUGGUUUAAAGAGGAGCUUCGGACACUUGGUGCUUUGGAUCAUAUUGUAGAUACAGUGUGUUCCUGUAUUGAGGCUGUUGGAGACGACACAACUCUCCUGACUGAUAGCACCAUAGAAAAUUUCAAGAAAAUUGACCGUUGUCUCAGGGUAUUGGAGAAUGUAACAUUUGUGAAUACAGAAAACCAGACGUAUUUGAUAAGUUACAAACAAGGAGUUUUGGUUCAGUCAAUAUGCAGGGCUCUGAAAACAUGUGAGCAGUGCUUGCCCGUUUACCCACUGGUGGAGUCUGAGAAGAUCGAGAAAGAUUCCACCGGUUAUGUGGUGUACAGUUGUGUCCUGGCUAUCCUGCGAGUGUUACUCAACCUCACACACGAUAAUGAGUUUGGGAGUACAAAGACUGGAGAGCAGACGGACUUUAUCAAUGUGGUGCUCACCUGUAUUCUACAGACCCCCCAGCAUGUCCCAGUCGACAUGCGCUUUGAUAUUCUGGUGCUGAGUCUGGGACUGAUGAUCAACUUAGUGGAACACUGUGAGGUCAACCGUAGACGUCUGAUUGAUGCCAAAACAGAAUCACCCUAUGAGUUUGAGAAACACCAGAAAGACUUACUGCCUGCUGCGAAGGCCCUAGUCCAGGUAUUUUGUCAUCGGUACGAAAUAGCCAAGAAGAUGGAGGAGCAGGAUUUUGGGGAGCCUACCACCCCUCAGGCAUCACCCAACAAAAGUGGCGAGUGGAAGGAGUCUGACUCUGGGAUAGAGUGGGUCAUCAACUCAGCCAAAAAGGCCAAGGAGGCAGAGCGGGAAGAGAGGGCCAAUGAUGACGACACACCUCUAAAGGAGAAACUCAAACAGAACGAAGAGGAUGGCAAAAAUGCUAACAUAGAUGAUGAAGAAACAUUCACAAAAGCUCUCCACAGAGCAGGGAAGCACAUGGAGAACAGCAUUGUAGCAUCUUAUGUAGCACUACUACUGGGCUGUGUGAUACAGGACAACACGAUGUUUGUGGACAACAUAAAAGUAUUCCUCCCGAAAGGCAACUUUGAUGACAUGAUAACAAUUCUGAAGAAAUUUUUAGGCUUUAUGAAUUUAACUACUGCCAUUGGAAGCACAGGAGGGAAAUCCAUAGCACAUGUGAUUGAGGUACUGGAGGGCUGCUAGCGACACCAGUUCACUCAUCACUACAUGUCGGACAGAAAAAAAUAAAUAAACAGCUGGCUGUAUUUAACACAUUUCAAUAUAUAUGUCCUAUUUCCUAUAAGAUUGAAUCUUAUUCUUGGCUAGGAAAUAUGGAAAUUGUGAUAGUAAAAUAGUUUUUCAUUCAUUCUUGCAUUCAUAUAUUGGAUAUGUGGCAAAAGUUGUGGUGAUGUUUUUCUAAAAUAUGGACAUACUCCAGUUGUGAAAAUGAAUAACAUUUUUGAACUGAAACUGAUGUGAAUUAAAAAAAUGUUAUAAAUUAUGAAUGUUCGAUAGAUGAUGACCGGAUAGCAUUUUUAAACAUCAUUUGUAAACAUUUCAAUCACACACGUACAAUAGCAAUUUUCAUUAAUUUACACAUUCAUGAGAAUGGUACACUUUACCUUAUCUGUAUAGUUUUAGUGUAAAGAUUUUUGUACAUAAAAAUCUUGUAAAUGUAGAUUGAUAGGCAUUAGUGUGCCGUUUUACUGUAGGAUGAUAAUAGGAGAGGUGUGUCUUGAUGAGGGGCGUGUCCUCUGUUCUGUGGUAUAUAGUACAGAUGAGGGGCGUGUCCUGUGGUAUAUAACAUAGCGAAGUGUACCGUUUUACUGUAGGAUGAUAAUAGGACAGGUGAGAGGUGUGUCUUGAUGAGGGGCGUGUCCUCUGUUCUGUGGUAUGUAGUACAGGUGAGGGGCGUGUCCUGUGGUAUAUAGUACACAUGAUGUGCGUCUCCUGUGGUAUAUAGUACACGUGAUGGGCGUGUCCUGUGGUAUAAGUAUAGUUGAGGGUGUGUCCUGUGAUAUAUAGUACAGGUGAGGGGCGUGUCCUGUGGUAUAUAGUACAUGUGAGGGGCGUGUCCUGUGGUAUAUAGAACAGGUGAGGGGCGUGUCCUGUGGUAUGUAUGUAUGGUGACUAUAAUUUCUUACACUGAAUGGAACAGAUGUUUUGUUUGUUGAAAAGAAAAUGGACUUAAAUAUUGCUUUAAUGACAUGCAUUUCAACAAAUAAUAUAAUGUUUUGUUGGAAUCUUUGCUUUGUAUGUAGGUCUUUGAUAACCACCUUUGAGGGAGCAUGGCUAAUGAGUAUCUUUGGACUGAAGAACUGUUCACUUUUGACCAGAGUGUAAAACAGCAUCUCUGGCAAGACUGAGAUAUCAGCAACUGUUUCGGUAUUUUUGGGGAAUGUCUAAUCUGAAAAAUAAUCAAUAGAACUAGACAACUAGCAGCACCCUAGGGAUUUUAUGAAUGACGAGCACCCUUUAAAAGUGAGUGAAUGAUCCCCGUUUUUGUAUGAUUGAGCCAGUGGUUGUAAUGUUGUAUGAUCGACACCGUUUCCAUUGAGAAUUACAGUGCAAUCAAGGCAUGUUCUAUUUCCCUGUAUCAAUAAAACUUUGAUUAAUAUAGUGUGUGUGGUGCAGGUUAGAGGAAGUUAGAAAUAGGGUUUGAAGAAUGGGAGUAUUUUGGAAUGAAAAUGUUGUGAAAUCAAGUGGCCUUUCAUUGCUUAAAUAUCAUUAAAUAAAUGUUGUUGUUUUUUAACCCCAACUCAGUUUCAUUUACCAGAUUGUAAAACAGUUAUACAAAAAAAAUGUCCACAGACCUGAUAUGACCAAAUUCAAUGGGAGUGGAUUAAGUAAGGGUGAGCAGUUGAUAUUUUAGAAACAGAAUUUCUAAUAAAAAUGUACAUAAUCCUGUGAUGACUUUAGGUAGGUUCCUGAGGGAAGUGCUCUGUACUCGUUUUUCCAUGUGUUUCUCCCUGUGUUUUCUGUGUCUAUAGCUGGAGCCAGGUCACACCAUGUAGUCUUCAAUAUCAUAUGUUUGUUAACAACAUUUCAUUAA
Messenger RNA from Mizuhopecten yessoensis (Yesso scallop), 5775 nucleotides. Its product is annotated as wings apart-like protein homolog. The record is from RefSeq and is a predicted model, not a curated record. NCBI's taxonomy places the organism in Eukaryota, Metazoa, Mollusca, Bivalvia, Pectinida, Pectinidae. Gene Ontology annotation, biological process: regulation of chromosome condensation. Bases 126 to 3926 code for a protein of 1266 amino acids. The transcript has 17 exons.